Molecule: messenger RNA, 1866 nt
Organism: Durusdinium trenchii
Lineage: Eukaryota; Dinophyceae; Suessiales; Symbiodiniaceae
Source: the annotation of a GenBank genome assembly
AUGGAUUUCUUAAAGUCUUGGUUUGGGCAGACUGAAGAGCCCACAGAAUCUGAGCCUUGGAGUCCCUGCGGGCCCUGCGGGGAAGCCGAAGCGGCUGAAGCCUUGGUCAUCGCCGCGCUUCGCGUUUGUUUGCGCCACUGGGUGGCCACGGGUGGGCCGCUCCUCUCCCCCCGCGCCUGGCGCGCGGUGAGCUGGACGGUGACGCCCAGUCACCCUAGGCGGCCAAAGGGCCUUCCUUUCAUUGCCUCCUUUCCAGGAUUCCAAGCCGCCUUGGACCGGGCCUGUGCUCGAGAAGCUCGGCUGAACGAGCAACUGCACGCAGCGGUGCAGCGCAUCGAUCUGGAAGCGGCAGAGCAAGCAGUGAGCUUUGGCGCAGACGUGAACAGCAAGAACAAACAGAGUUGGACCUCCCUCCACAUCGCUGCGAGCAAAGGCAGCGCCCAGAUGUGCCGCUUGCUGCUCGACGCCGGGGCCGACCCCGCAGCGCGCUGCACCGUGGAGGUGUGGCCAGAGGAAGUCUUCACCGCGCUGCGGAUCUCGUUGAGAUAUGUGAAGGCCCGGCUCAAGGAGGCCGAGUUCGAACGAAAGCAGCUGGGACUUCGUUCCCGCUACCGAAGACGCCUCGACACCAAUCCCAACUGCGAUUGCUUGGAGGUCUUGCUCACCCAUGCGUGUGAGGACUGGCAGAGUUUGAAGUGGAUGGAGGUCCACGUGGAGGCCGCGAAUGCGGAGCAGCUCCCGAAGGGUUGCUAUGUCAGUGUGCGUGUGGGGGAUGUCCUGAAGCAGGGCAGAUAUGAGCCUCAACGAGCUUACAACUUCCCGGGCAUUGACCGGCGGAGGGAUGUUCGGAUCGACGUCUACCAGCAUGUGGGAAAUUGCUUACUCACUGCAGAGCCGGACUCCAGUGCUAUGCACGACACCUAUGCCACCAGCACCAAUCCCGACUUCCCGGCGAUGAAAUUCAAGGUGAGCGUUUCCACCAAGAGCGAGGAAGUCCAAAAGUCUAAGACCGACCGGGCCGCCAAGAUGAAAGGCAAAGCCAAGGAGUACUUGGGCAAGCAUCGGAUUGAGGAACUCUUGUCAGAAGCUGUGAAGGCCUUGCUCAAGGAGCAGCCCACAGAGCCAGUGGACUUCAUUUGCAAGUACCUCUCGGGCAGCAAGAAAGAACCCAAGCUGAUGCCAGUGACCGGGGCCAAACCCGGCUCUAAGCCGAUGAAGCUGAAGCAGGACCCAGACCCAGCUACAGGUGAGGAGUCCUUCGUGGAUCUCGAGGGGGGCGGAACGGCGGAUCCCCGCAACGACCUGCCGGACGUGCGCUCGGAGAUGAGACAGCUCCUGGUGGAGGCUGCGGGGAAUGGCCAGCUACGAGAGGCCUUGAAAGACUUCGAUGAUGAGAGCGGCCGAAAGGCGGAAGCGGUCCGAGAAAAGGCAGGCGACCUGCUGAUGGCGGCUACUGAGAACGGAGACUUCGAGAAGAUCUUGAAGGAUCUCCAGUCAAGCGAUGCAGCCAAGAAGAAGAAUGUCGAUGAGAUAAGGACAAAGGCUGCCCAAUUGUUGGUGAGCUCUGCAGACAACGGAGAUCUCAGAAAGGCCCUGGCGGAGAUCCGCACCAUGCCGGCGCAGCCGUCGCCGCGGCAAGAGACGCGACGAAAGGCCGCGGAGCUGCUGGUGGAGGCGGCGGACAACGGUCAGCUCAAGAAGGCCUUGGAAGAGAUCAAGGGCAGCCCGAGCGGCCCCAACCUACAAAAGCUACAGAUGAAAGUGGGUGAUGUGUUGAUGGCAGCCAUCGAGAAUGGGGACUUGGAGAAAGCCAUAAAGGAAGUCUCCGAGAAUCCGCCGGCGGACCCGGCUGCAGGCGCCUCCUGA